UUGAAACUAAUUGUUCUUUCACUGACGUGGCUUUAGUGUGCUUCAAAAUGUCGGUUGAACAGCUACGAAAUAUUAUUUCACCGAAAUUUGAUCAUGAAGUCCUUUCGGACAUUGUUGUGAAAAAAAGUAAUUUGAAAGAUAUUCAAAUAAAAGAAAUUAAAAUAGAUGAGGGCUCUGCGAGAAAAGGAGACUCGUAUUUGAGCCAAAUUUGCCGAUUUACAAUUGACGCAACGGGAAAAAAUGAAUCACAUCAGGAAGAUAAAAUUUCGCUUCCAGUAAUUGCAAAGUUUUUGCCCAAAAAUCUCGCUCGUCGCAAAACCUACCGCUCCCCUGUUUUUUUCGAAAAUGAGGGAAUAUUCUACGAAAAAGUUUGGCCAGCCUUCCAACAGUUUCAAGACUCGAAAAACUUGUCCAAAAAAUUCGAAAAUAUUCCUUUAAUGCUUUCACAAUGGAUUGACGGUGAUAAUGAUUUCAUAAUUCUUGAAGAUGUGAGUCCACAAGGAUAUAAAAGUGCAGUUCGGGGCUCAGAUUUAGAUGAAAAUCACUCUGUGGCCAUCUUGAAAUUACUUGCAAACUUUCAUUCUUUGAGUAUAGCUUUCAAAGACCAAAAACCUGAAAUUUUUGAUAAGGCCGCCACGAGUUUAAAAGAGACAUACUUCGCUGAAAAAUACCGAAAUUGGUUCGAACCUUUUCUCCAAAAACUCUACAUCGUCGCCUUAGACGCAGUUGAAAAUGAAUUUCCACAACUUUUACCAAACUUAAAAAAAUACAUUUCUGGCGAUGUGUUUGGUAAAAUUUGCGAGGGUUGCCAACUCCGAGGCCCCUAUUCCGUCGUAACCCAUGGCGAUGUAUGGGCUCCAAAUUUUUUAAUUAAAUAUGCGGAAAAACAUCAGAUUAAAGAUAUAGUAAUGAUCGAUUUCCAAUUAUCACGAUAUACAACCCUCGCUGGCGAUUUAAUUUUCUUUUUACUAACUUGUGUGGACAUUAAUUUGAUCGAACAAAAAUGGAACUUUCUGAUUGAACAAUAUCACGUAACUCUAGCUGAAAAUUUGGUCAACUUAGGGUCCGACCCGAAUUUAAUAAAAUUAGAAGGGUUACAUAAAGAAUUGAAGGAAAGUAUGAAAUUUGGUCUAGGGGUCGUAAUAGAGUCCUUAAUUAUGUCACUUUUGGACGAAACUGAAGUUGGGGACCUUGAUGGGAUUGAGAAACAAACACCGAAUUUCAUUACUCUAAUCAUGUCGAUCCAAGAAUUGCAAAAAAUAAUUUCUCCGAAAUUUACGCAACAAGUCAUUGAUGACAUAAUAAAGAAAAAAAGUGGUUUAAGUGAUGUUAGUGUGAAAAAGAUCGAAAUUGGAGCUUCUUCAAAAAAGGGCGAUUCAUAUUUGAGCAACAUUUGUAGAUUUACAAUUGAUGCCAACGGUAAAAACAAAAAGGGGAAUGAAGAGUCAAUUUCAAUCCCAGUAAUUGUGAAAUAUUUCCCAAAAAACAUUGCGCGGCGAAAUACUUACCGGUCGGCAGAUUUUUUCGAAAAUGAAAUCAUUUUCUACGAGAAGGUUUGGAAUGCUUUCGAGAAAUUUCAAGAUGAGGCCAAAAUUACGAACAAAUUUGACAACAUUCCAGCAUUUUUGUCAGCUUGUUGUGAUGGCGAAAACGACUAUGUCGCUUUGUUAGAUUUGAGUUUUGAGGGGUACACAAGUGCGGAACGAGGAGCGGGUCUCGAUUACCCCCAUACUGUGGCUAUUUUGCAAGUGUUGGCCAAAUUUCAUGCCGUCAGUCUGGCCUUUAAAGACCAGCAGCCCCAGAAUUUUGAAACAGCUGCAACAUCGCUUAAAGAAACAUAUUUUUCCGAAAAGCUACGUCCCUGGUAUUCGAACUUCCAGAAACAGGUUUUUGUGGUUAUAAGGGAUGCAGUUGAGAAGGAGCUUCCAAGGGAAUAUUUACAAAAACUGGAUAAUAUUAUAAAUAAGGAUUUGUAUGGCUUGUUGGUCAAGUCUUGUGAGGUUAAGGGGCCCCUCUCGGUUGUUACCCAUGGCGACGUUUGGGUACCAAACUUCUUAAUUAAGUAUGAGGGCCCCAAAUUGGGCAAAAUCAAAAUGAUUGACUUCCAAUUGACCAGAUAUACAACUCUGGCGACUGACUUAGCAUUUUUCUUGUUUGCUUGUGUUGAUAUGACUCUGAUUGAGAACAAAUAUGAUGAUUUUGUCAAAAUUUAUCAUCAGAGUCUUAGUGAGAGUUUGGAAAAGUUUGGUUCAAGUCACAAUUUAGUGACGUUAGACCAGAUAAAAAAAGAACUGCUGGAUCACAGUAUUCUGGGUGUUGGUAUGUCUAUGGAGGCUCUCAUUAUGGCUCAAUUGGAUGAUGAUGAUGUGAGUGACCUAGAUGGGAUAAAGGGUGACCAAGCUGUUCCUCUGGAAAGUGUCUGGUUGAUUUCUCCAUUCAAGGCGAAGGAAAAGAGGCAAAGGAUCGCGAAAAUGAUUAAAUUUGCCGUCGAUCGAAACCUAAUCUAGGUUUUUUUUUGACCUAAAAAACUAUUUCAAUCCUCUUUUCUAAAAAAUAAAGUUUCUACACACUU
Tribolium madens (black flour beetle) is the source of this 2572-nucleotide messenger RNA. RefSeq lists its product as uncharacterized. The record is from RefSeq and is a predicted model, not a curated record. Bases 48 to 2507 code for a protein of 819 amino acids. The transcript is spliced from 11 exons. NCBI's taxonomy places the organism in Eukaryota, Metazoa, Arthropoda, Insecta, Coleoptera, Tenebrionidae.